Messenger RNA from Fundulus heteroclitus (mummichog), 6505 nucleotides. RefSeq names its product intermediate filament family orphan 2b (gene iffo2b). The transcript is spliced from 9 exons. Bases 1004 to 2488 code for a protein of 494 amino acids. Lineage: Eukaryota; Metazoa; Chordata; Actinopteri; Cyprinodontiformes; Fundulidae. The record is from RefSeq and is a predicted model, not a curated record.
AUCUAUCUAUCUAAAAAAAAAUUCGGUGACUCAUUUGCUGCAAACAACUUUUUUAAUUUUAUUUUAAUUAUUUCAUUCAAAAAUAACUUUAAAAUGCAUACACACAACUAUGCACACACUCCCAAAUCAAUGCAUCUGACAUGAAAAGGAGCAGAGAGAGAGAAGAGUAAUCGUAUGCUAUCUGCCCCUUAAACUAUUAUAAUUAUUGCAAUUACAGUUAUUAUACAGAGAAUAUUGCAAUUAAGAUAUAAUUAACGUUUAUUUUUAAGAUAAAUUACAGAGGAAUGUUCCUUACUCUUCUAUAACAGCCAUCAAACUCGAAAUUAAAUAAAAAAAAAAACUGUUUUGAACGUCUGAAUGUGGAACAGGACAAAAUGAGGUCCAGCCAUGAGCCUUGCCUCUGUCUCUCGUCACUGAGACAGAGAGGAGAGGCGUGGGGAGGGACGUGGGAGGGGCCGAUAAGGUGAUAGUGCCGAGUUUAGCACUUUGCAACAUGAUCCACGGAGAGGCCGGGCUCUGCGGCGCUGCAUCCUGCCCCACCGCGCCGCAUGGAGACUGGAUAGAGCCGCGCUGAACCGGGGGAUGAGAAAGACGCAAGGCGGAUAGCGCUCCUCCUCAGUCGGACGGGCAGCAUCAGCGGAUCCGGACAAAGACGGAGUCAGGGAAACAUGACGGGAGGUGCGGCUGGUGCUCAUGAUGUCGGUCUGCGUCAAACCUCCGGUUCCGUCAGGAGAUGAAGCCCUCUGUGCCUCUUAAAGGACUUUUCGGGUCGGCCAGGCGCAGCAGGGGCCCACGCUAGAGUCUCCCACUAGUGACGGUGAUGGUCCCCCCCCACAUCUUCCGUGCUCCCAGCAUCUGCAUCGUGAGGAGAAAACGUCCAGUGGGAGUGGGGAUUAGAGGGAAGAUGCACACAUAACUAACAGGUUGUUUUGUUGCAGUCAACACCACAGAGAAAGCCAUUGCUAGGUUAUUUUAUUUUUUUAUUUUUAAGUUGCUUUUCGUCAUGAGUUCCCUGUUUUUUUGCGAACCUCCGCCCGGUCCGGUCUGCAGCGGCUCCGGCGCGGUGACCAGCGCCCUGCGCAACGACCUGGGCUCCAACAUCCAUGUGCUGAAGACCCUCAACCUGCGCUUCCGCUGCUUCCUCGCCAAGGUCCACGAGCUGGAGCGGCGGAACAAGCUGCUGGAGAGCCAGCUGCAGCAAGCCCUGCAGCGGCCGCAGUGCCGGCACCCGUUCGGCCGGGAGGUGGCCGUGCAGACGGACGGUCCCGAGUCCAGGAUGCCCGGAACCAUCUGGAGCUUCACCCACGUCCGGAGGCAAGGGGAGCGCUUCGAGACGCUCCACGGGCCCGGGGUGACGUGGACGCACCCGGACGGAGUCGGGGUGCAGAUCGACACCAUCACCCCGGAGGUGAGGGCUCUGUACAACGUGCUGGCCAAAGUGAAGCGAGAGCGAGACGAGUACAAGAGAAAAUGGGAGGAGGAGCUGUCCAAACGAGAGCAGCUGGAGUCCACUGUGGAAUCCCUACAGCAGAGCGCCCGGGAGUCAUCAGAGAUCCAGGAUGAGCUGAGCGAGAAGGUGGAAAGACUGAAGGCCGAGCUCGUGGUCUUCAAGAGCCUGAUGAGUGACAGACUGCAAAUGUCUGACCUGGACUCAAAGAUCCAGGAGAAAGCCAGGCGGGUGGACAUGGACAUCUGCAGGCGUAUCGACAUUACGGCCAAGCUGUGCGACGUGGCUCAGCAACGCAACUCAGAGGACAUGUCGAAGAUGUUCAACGUCAGCCCCGCCAGGUCCCUCCCAGAAAAGGGCGCCGCGGCGUGCUGCAGGAGAAAGGAGCGUAAGACCAUUUCCGACGAGGAGAACUCAGAGAUGGAUGCCGAGCCGAGCACCUCUGAGGAGGAGGUCCCCGGAUCGCUCAACAUCACCGACGAGAUGAAACGCAUGCUCAACCAGCUACAUUGUUCAGAUAACUCCUUUGUUGCCAGGCGCGAGACGUUCGACAUCGACGACGACUGCGACAGUCUGACGUGGGAGGAGAACGAGGACACCCUGUUGCUGUGGGAGGACUUCGCCAACUACAACAUGCCGUUAACCAUGGCCGCGGCGACGGCCACGGCCGCCUGCCCCGGCGACGGCAGCGCCGAAGCCGCCGAUCCGGAUUCCCAGGAUGGAAGUCUUGGAAGCCUCAUCGAUGAGACGGAGUCACUAUUUAAGAGCAGGGAGAAGGAGUACCAGGAGACCAUCGGGCAGAUUGAGAUGGAACUGGCCACAGCAAAGAGCGACAUGAACCGACACCUGCACGAGUACAUGGAGAUGUGCAGCAUGAAGAGAGGCCUCGACGUGCAGAUGGAGACCUGUCGGCGGAUGAUUAAAGGCGGCAGGAACUCUCCCUCUUUCAGCUCGGUGGCCAGCAGCGACUCAGGGAACACAGACGAGAUCCAGGAUGAGAUCUCGGACAAGGACGCGGAGGCUGAGGUGCCGCUCAGCUGAUGGCCGCCCCGGCUGCCGUUCGUCCCCGUCUCCUCUCCGGUUGUCUGCCUCGGUUAAUGGUUGGAGUUCAAAUAUGAGCAGAGCGUCAUCCUGGCUGGAGGUGGAACAAGCUUAACAAUGGUGCAGGCCCAGAACUGGUGCUUUUAUACUGUUUCCGCUGUUGGGGAAGUGGUGGUGGGGGUGUCUUUCGCUCCGUAAAGCGACGACACCGAGCUGUGCUCUCUUUCUUGCCGCUGAUUCCAGGGCUUCAAAUCAUUUUGCAGAGGAGAAAAAUAAAAAUAUUUUAAACAAGCUGAAGAGUAUUUUCUAUCAAGUUAAGAUCCUUUUUUUCUAAAGGAAUUGAAUACAGUACAUAUUGUACUCCUCUAAUCACCAGAACGAUUCCUAUCCAUCUCUUAGAUUGAGAGACGUGUGUUCCUGCUGAUUGAAAUACUCUCUUGUUUUUUUGUGUGAUUCGAGCCCAGGUGUUGUAUUUAGAGUCCAAAUUUACGUGUUUAAGUGUCUUCUGUCAGGGAGACAUAGAGAAGUGGAGGCAAAUGGUGUUGAAGUUCUGCUUGUUUCUGGGGGAAUUCUGCAGGCUUGCCAAAGUCAACAGAGGAAAGGAGCACAGCCUUUUUUUGUAAACGCACCGGUGCACUACUGACUUCUAUGCAAUUUAGCGAGCCUUAUUCCUUUUUUUUUUUUUUGGACUGGCUGUCACCCUUCUUAGCUUCUCUUACAGCCAUUUGCCUCGUUUAAAGAAAGCAGGUAUUUUUUCUUUUUUAUGUUGUACUGUCUUCGUUGGGGGGGCAUCAACUGGAACGGGACCCCUGAGGAAUGAGUGCUUUUUGCAAAAAGGAUUCAUAACCUGCAAACCUUUCCACAUUUUGUCACACCCAGCCAGGAACAUUUAUGUUUAAUCGGGAUUUUAAGCCACAGGCCAACACAAAACCUCCCUAAUUGUGAGGUAGAAGUAAUUACAUGGCUUUUCAUUUUUUUUUAUUCAUAUAAAAAUAAAUCUGAAAACUGUGCUGUGUACAGCUGCAUAUCAUUUGGACUACGUCUCCUCCAGCUUUGCAUUAGAGAUGCUCUUCUUUGGAAAACCGCCCAAGCUCAGUGAUUAUUUUAAGACCUACCAAAGUUCGGGUUGUUGUUCUGCUGCAAGGCGAACCUCCGCUCUGAUCUCAAGCGUUUUUGCAGCCUUUAGCAGGUUUCCGCUGCUGAAUAAAACAAUCACCAGAGCAUGAUGCUGCCACCACCAUGUGUGGAAGGUGUAUUCAUGGAGGUUUGGAUUGUUAGCAUCCCGCCACAUUAACAUUUUCAGUCCUUUCGGCUGCUCCCCGUUUCAGGGGUCGGUACGACCUUCCACGCAGACUUGGCAGAUCUUUCACACCGGAUGCCCUUCUUGACGCAACCGGGACUUGCACCCAGGGUACACUUAAUCCACAACACCACGGAGGGACCUGCACUAACAUUUCGCAUAUAGGCAAUACAUUUCCAUGUACAUUUCCAUCUGAUCUUCUAUACGGGUCAGAUUUGUUGCGUACACAACUAAUAAUUGUCCUGUCCAGGUUUGUGGCUCACUGCAGCUCCUCCAUAGUUCCCAUUGAACUUCUGGGCUGCUUCCUGUCCUGGCAGGAAGCGUCGUACGCCUUUCAUUACGGGUGAUUGAACAUCGCUCUGUUAGAUGUUCAAAGCUUGGGAUAUUACAUGUUAACAAUAACCCAAGCUAUUUUCCAAUAGUUGUAUUUCAUAAUUCAACCAGCUUUAAAACUUCUCCAGAUCUUUAGCCCUGACCUGUCUGCUGUCUUCCUUUUGGUCUCCAUAAUGCGGUUGGUUCACAGAUGUUCUCUUACUGACCUCUAAGGCCUUCAUCCAGCCUCCAGAUGGAUUUACGCUCAGAUUUAACAACAUAGAUGGACUCUUAUCUACUAAUACAGUGACUUCUGAAGGCAAAUUAGGAGUAUCAAGGGGCUAAAUACAAAAGCACGCAACACUUCAGAUUUUAUUAGAAAGAAUCAUUUUCCUUUCACGUUACAAAUCUGCACUACUUUCUGUUGGCCUGUCGCCUAAAAUCCCAAUACAACACACAGACGACUGUGGCUGUAAAAAAAAAAAGUGAGCCGAGGUUAUAAAUUAUUACUACUUUAGCAAGCCAGAGUAAUUGUUUGCCGCGGCGUUGCUUGCUGCUGAAGUAGGCAACGCUCUGCUGUGAUUCAGAUGCGUUUCACCGAGGAAACGCCACUCACGUGCCGUGCCGCUGAUUUGCACAAAACCGACACUUAGUUGCUUGUAAAAGAAUGAGGCAGAGGGGAGUUGGGCUGUAAGAAUCUGCAUCAUCAACAGCAAAAAACAACCCUCUUCAGAGUUUCACGCUAAACCAAAGGGCAUAUUUAAAACACAUUUCAGCCAUUUUGCUUGGGGGCGAUUGUCGUCCAUCUUCUGCUGCUCUGCAGAGUCCACUGCAGGCGAGGCGACUCCGUUUAGUGCUUGGUUUCUUUGGAACAGGGCUAGGAACGUUGGUCUGUGCUUGAGGUCUGCGAGCAUGUGAUCGUAUAUACCCCAGGGGCCUUUUUGUGUUUAUGUUUGUCGUUCUGCUGCAGACUGAGAACCUAAUUCAGCACAGAAACUAAUCAACGGAUGGCGAGCCCAUGGACGUGUUCUGUUUUAAUCUCCUGUUUAUUUCAUGGUUAAGUGUCAAUGACUGGAUCCCAGACUAAGAGCUACUUCUAUCUUGAAGUUUAAGGGGGGGGCAGAAACUGCUAAAGCAUGCUGAUGUGCAGAAAUUAAGCUAGGGGUCUUUUUUUAAUAUAUACUUUGAGCUCAAAAGCUGCAAUAGACGAUGUACUGUCAUAUUCGUUACAAAGUUGUACUUGUGGCGAAAGGUGUAUUCCUUUUUUGGGUUGUUUUUUUUGUUAACCACACUGUGUUAACCCUUAAACUGUGUCGCUACAUUUAGCUUUUAAUAACUUAAACACCUUUAUUUUUGUCAAACACUAACAGAUCACAAGACACAAUUAACACAACAGAACAGUGAAGAGCGGGCCUCGCUAAUGGAGAACAUUUCAAACAGAAACAAAACAAAAACAGCUAACAGAGCGCCUUUCUGUUGUUUCUACUGGACUUUGCUCACCUUUUUUAAUGACUGUAUGGCUGCAGCAUCCACGGACAGCAGGUCUGAUGCAUUUAUCGCUCCUCUGAUCUUCACACUAACCAGCCAACCAAAGCAAUCGUGUACAGUACCGUGAUGAAGAUGAACACCCAGAGUUAAUGACAGGGUUUCCCCCCUAACAUCUGUUAACUCCUGCAAACGACUGGAUGUCAGGUACAACAUCUCCACCCUCCCGCCACCUAAAAGCAGGUUUCCCCUUAUUUUCGUUCCAAAAGCUGUAGCGACUCUUCUUCGUUGAAUGUAGCUUAACUGGAAGCAUCUACAGACCUUAAAAAUAACGUAGCCGUUAAAAAAAUUAAUAAAAAAAAAAACGCAGGGAUACACGGUGUUUGCCUACCUGCUGGGAACCUCCAGUGAAAGUUUCCCUUCGCUGUUCCAAGUUCUCGAGCUCUCCACCAACAAGGCGUAUGUAAAUCUGCUGGAUGUGAAUGUUUCAUAUUAAAGAAAAAAAAAAAGGGGUUUUAUACGAGGAGUUUUUCAAUCAAUAAAGCGCAGGGGCUAUUUGGUUAACAGUUUAUCGUCGCUUGCAAACAUAUCUGUUGUUUUAGCUCCUUAAACGAGACAGGGAGGUCGAAGUCGCAGCGAUAUUUGGAUGAAAGCUGCCGAUGUCUAUCAGGUCCCAGUCUUUAUCUCUAUGUUUAUUUUUUUGCUCACAAUGUAACAUCUUUGUUUUAAUUACCCAUUGUUUAUCAUCUUUUAUUUAUAUUCUUUUCGUUUAGAUUUGUAAGUUUAUUAUUCUUAAUAUUUUUGUUGAAAUUAUUUAUACGGUGUACUCGUGUGGGUGUCGGGCAACGUUGGUUUCAAAAUGAUGUACUCAGUCGAUUUUGGGGGAAAAGUUAAAUAAAGCGGUGGAUUGGUUAAAAUUU